AGGACAGGUGACCUCUGAAGCUGGAGUUUGAACUCAAGCGCAUAGGGUAUCCCGUUCAUUGACCGUCAUUCUGCAGACCAGGACUACCGCUGCCUCUCUUGAGAAUGGGAACCAUGUCACUGCACCGUGUGUGUGGAGUGUUUGUAUUCUUCAGCUUAUGUCUGAUUUCCUUCCCACCACAUUGCCAUGGAGGAAACAUUCUGGUGUUCCCUGUAGACGGCAGCCACUGGAUCAAUAUGAAGAUUCUGCUUGAAGAACUUCAUGCCAGAGGACACAACCUCACUGUGAUCAGGGCGUCCACCAGCUGGUACAUCCCUGAAAAGUCUCCACUGUACACAUCCAUUACACUUGAAGUUGGUAUAGGAAUGGAGGAUUUUUUUGAUGAGUUCCUAAAGGAGCAAAUGCAGGCACAGAGAGAAGGAGCUUCACUACUGACUUUGAAACUCACCAUGGAUUUCCUUUCUAUGAUUUCUCAGGCCCAUUCACUGUGGGCUGAUGCUGUCCUUCAAAUAUUUGAAAAUCAAAAUUUGAUUGAAAGCUUAAAAGAUUCCCAAUAUGACCUGGUUCUCACUGAUCCAGCUAUGGCACCAGGACUUGUGCUGGCCAAAUAUCUCAAACUGCCCAUUGUGCUCAACGUACGCUGGAUCACCAGUGGAGAGGGUCACUUUGUGUUAGCCCCCUCACCACUCUCCUACAUCCCAGUGCCAGGAUCAGGAUUAACAGACAAAAUGAAUUUCAUCCAGAGGGUCAAGAACAUGCUCUUCUAUGGCAUUAUAUUGUUCCAGCAGAGAUUCAUGGUGGGGCCACACUACCAAGCUGUUUGUGAUAAACAUAUUGAGGGAGGAUGUGACAUUAUCUCCCUUCUCCAGGAGGCUGACAUUUGGCUGUUCAGGUCAGAUUUUGUGUUUGAUUUCCCUCGCCCCACAAUGCCAAAUGUUGUCUACAUCGGAGGAUUCCAGUGCAAACCAGCCCAGCCUCUGCCAGCAGACCUGGAGGACUUUGUUCAAAGUGCUGGGGAGCAUGGAGUGAUCAUCAUGACCCUGGGAACGCUGGUUAAUGCUUUGCCCAAUGACAUUGCAGAUGAAAUUGCCAGCGUUUUUGCCAAGCUGCCUCAGAAGGUGAUAUGGAGGCACAAAGGAGAGCGUCCCUCUACACUGGGCAACAACACUCUCAUAGUGGACUGGAUGCCACAGAAGGACCUCCUGGGACACCCGCAGACCAGAGUCUUUGUGGCUCACGGAGGAACCAAUGGAGUCCAGGAGGCCAUUUACCACGGGGUCCCUGUGCUCGGCAUACCCUUGUUCUUUGACCAGUAUGACAACCUUCUACGUUUGCAGGAGAGAGGAGCAGCAAAGAUCAUUCGGCUGGGUGAUGUUAAUGGCAACACUUUUGAGCAAGGUAUUAGGGAACUUCUCUAUCAAGACAGUUACAGACAGAACAUCCAAAGAAUGUCACGUCUGCACAGAGAUCAGCAAGUGGCACCCAUGGAUCAGGCUGUGUUCUGGGUAGAAUAUGUGAUCCGUCACAAAGGGGCUCCUCACCUGCGUACAGAGGCUUAUAAGAUGCCCUGGUACUCAUACUACUGUGUAGAUGUGCUGCUCCUGUUGCUGACUGCAGUAACUGUGCUACUGAUGUCCACUGUGGCCAUUUUUCGGUUUCUGUUCUGCAGAAGACAAAGGAAGACAAAAUCCAAACAGAACUAAGUGAGGUCAAAUUUGUUACGAAAUUAGCUUCAAGUUCUCUGUAACACUGCAUUUAAACAAAAGCAUGUCUUCAAGGUGGAGUUUGUGAUUUUGGAGAAAUGUUGAUAUUUAAGUCGUCAGCGUAUUUAUACAGUUAGCUUUUAUCAGAUUUAAUGUGGCACAUUACUCUGUCACUUCUACUGCCCAUUUCCCCGUCCUGUACACAUGUAGGAAUAUGCACAGCAUGGAAUGUGCACAGGGCACACUGGAUGUAUGCUACAUCAUUGUCUUGCUGGUAAACAUACUUCUUCCAAGUUAUAGUUUUCUUGCAGACAGCAUCUGAUUGUCCUUCCAGAAAUUCUCUAUUUUUUGUCACAUUAAUUUCAACUACUAGUUUUACAAGGCUUCCAAGGAUUGCUGCUGAGAUGCAUCCUGCAUCAUGGUGCUGCCAACCUCAUGCUUCAGUGUAUUUUGUGAUGAUGUGCACUGUUUGGUGUCCAAACAUAACAUCUAAACUAAUGUCCAAAAAGCUCGAGUUUAGUCUCAGACCAUAGAACUUUGCUUCAGUUGACUUCAGAGUCUCCGACAUGCCUUCUGGGAAACUCUAGUCAAGAUUUAAUCUGAUCUUUUUUCAACAGUGACUCUCUUUUUGCCAUUCCACCAUAAGCUCUGACUGGUUAAGAACAGACAGCUGCGGUUGUAUGCACAGUCUCUCUUGCUUGUAGCUCUUGGAGAGGAUUCAUGGGUGUUUUGGUGACUGUUGUCACUUGUCCGUUUCUUGCAAGGUCGGCCUGCUCUAGGCAAAUUUACACAUGUGCCUUAUUGCUUUAAUUCCUUAUUCUUGGAUUUAUGUGUAAAGCAAGGAAUAGUCAGUGACUUUGAAUUUUCUUGAAUCCAUUCCAGACUAAAACACACGCAGGUGUUUGUAUACUAAGGUAUUUAAGACACAUGAACUGCACUUAAAUGCUCUACAGUUCACUCAUUGCGUGAACUCUGGUCCUUGGUUGGCUUCACUUGUGUUGAAAUAGGCGAGUCAUUUUAAAGGCAGUGAAUAUUUAUGCACUCAGUUUAGAUAUUUAAUGUAUUGACAUCACUUUGUAGAAAUCAGUUUUCAUUUUGAUAUGAAAUAAUCUUUGUAAAUUCUUAUAAAAGAGAUUUUAAAAAAAUUAACCAUGAUUCAUGGUAAACAAAGUAAAACAGGCGCAUUACCUUCUCACUCCUCCUGCCCCCUUUCUCCUGAUUUCACCUCUGCCUACCUAUCCCACUGUAAGUAGGAAUGUGCACGGGGGAUACCCAGGUGGUGUAGUGUGGAUUGGUUCAAGAUACUUUCUCUCCCAUUUAAGAGUUAUGGCUGUACAUAAACACUAAAUGUUUUUUUUUUUUUUUGGCAUGGCACAGAAUGGACAGCUAAGAGAUUGGAGAUUUCCUGGGAAUUUCACGCAAACGCUAAUUUGUUAUUUUGAACAUACACUUAUUUGUACCUUUAUUAUUUAUGAUGCAAAACAACUCUCUUUUGCCAUAAAAAUAUAAUAUAUAAAUGUAGUUAAAAUCAAUCUUUUUUUCUUGUUUCCCUCAAAUCAUUGGUAAUGAUGUCAUGUUGUCAGAAUGAUUCUGUGAUUUUACAUCAACUGUGAUCAGUCAAACCACUUUUGAUAACAGGUGUUGAUCCUUAUUUGCUAAUGGCAUUUUUUUCCAAUGUAACAAACCACAACACUGCUGAGGACACUUUGGCUAAAGCCAAGUCGAUGUGAUGAAACUAACUCCACAUACUCUACAAAUGAAAUGAACUGUGACAAGUUCCCUACCAUUUCGUUUGACUGAAGAAAAGAUCAGUAAAGCUUUACUAGAAAUAAACUUUGUUUUUAAUCACUACAA
This is a messenger RNA of Acanthochromis polyacanthus (spiny chromis), 3557 nucleotides long. RefSeq names its product UDP-glucuronosyltransferase 2C1-like. The record is from RefSeq and is a predicted model, not a curated record. NCBI's taxonomy places the organism in Eukaryota, Metazoa, Chordata, Actinopteri, Pomacentridae. Gene Ontology annotation, molecular function: UDP-glycosyltransferase activity. Bases 105 to 1703 code for a protein of 532 amino acids. The transcript is spliced from 4 exons.